Salvelinus sp. IW2-2015 is the source of this 2735-nucleotide messenger RNA. Its product is annotated as carboxypeptidase Z. Gene Ontology annotation, molecular function: zinc ion binding; protein binding; metallocarboxypeptidase activity. Gene Ontology annotation, biological process: protein processing; peptide metabolic process. NCBI's taxonomy places the organism in Eukaryota, Metazoa, Chordata, Actinopteri, Salmoniformes, Salmonidae. The record is from RefSeq and is a predicted model, not a curated record.
UUCCAUUUCCGUCCGGAACAUUUUCCUUUGUAAUUUGAUAGUCGACCGUAAUUCGUGUAAUAAACUCACUUUUUAGGGAAGCCCAAAAAGUUUUCGUGCAAUUAAGCACAGUAGCCUUGAGGUGCCACAUCACAAAAUAUGGAAUAUUUUAUACGGAGGAAAAUGAAGACUAUUGUUUUCCUGAAUGCACUGGCAACAGUUGUUUGGUGUGCCCCUUCGCUCUGCGACCCCGAAGACGAAUUUCUAGGUAUCUUUUGCAAAGAACCAGAACCAGAACCAGAACCAGAACAACCCAAGUGCAUGGACAUCAUGAUGAACUACUGCGACGACAUGUCCUACACCCACACCGUGUUCCCCAACAUCCUGGGCCACAGGACCCGCGAGGAGGCCGAGCUGGGCCCCGAGUACCUCCUCGUCAGUGUGGUCCACAACUUGCUCAAUGGAGAGUGCACCCCGGACAUCCGCAUGCUAGGCUGUUCAGUGCUGGUGCCUCGCUGCGAGAARGAGAAGGUGCUGAAGCCGUGCAGGAGUACGUGCGAGGCUGUGAGGAAGAACUGUUACCACGCCUUCGAGGGCAUCGAGAUGGCCUGGCCAUACUUCCUGGACUGUGACCGCUUCUUUGUCAGUGACCAGGAGGGCUGUUACGACCCACUGGAGGGCUUACGAGCGAAACAGGAAGGUAAUACCCCUGAGAAGCCUCAUACUGUCAUCCAGUUUAGCUAUCAGUCUAAUGCCCAGAUGAACAGCAUCCUGAAGAAGACUGCAGCACGAUGCUCCGAAAUCGCCAUGACCUACAGCAUUGGCCGCAGUGUGGAGGGCAAAGACCUGCUAGUGAUAGAGUUCUCAAACAACCCGGGAGUACAUGAAUUGCUUGAACCAGAGAUGAAGUACAUAGGAAACAUGCAUGGGAAUGAGGUGCUGGGUCGCCAGCUGUUGAUCUACCUGGCCCAGUACCUGUGUUCAGAGUACCUGCUGGGGAACCGGCGCAUCCAGACCCUGAUCAACACCACGCGUAUCCACAUCCUGCCCUCCAUGAACCCAGACGGUUACGAGCUAGCUUCCGCCGAGGUCCAGGACACCAUCGACUCUGAGAACGAGGAGGCUCAGAACUACAACAGCUGGACCCUAGGUCGAGGCAACGCCCAGAACAUUGACCUGAACAGGAACUUCCCUGACCUGACUACGAUCGUUUACAGCCGGCGCAGACACAGACGUUUCCGUAGCAACCACAUCCCAAUCCCAGAGGCUUACUGGUUUGGUAAGGUAGCUCCAGAGACAUACGCAGUCAUGAAGUGGAUCAGAUCCUUUCCCUUUGUGCUCUCAGCUAACUUCCAYGGAGGGGAGUUGUUGGUGUCCUAUCCCUACGACCUCUCCAAACACCCACUAGAGCAGAAGAUGUUCUCCCCCACGCCAGAUGAACAGGUAUUCAAGCAGAUAGCGAGAACAUAUGCAGAUGCCCAUGCCACCAUGUCAGAAGGAAACUCUGGAAGGUGUGAGAACUUUUGCAGCAUCGGCCAGGACGGCAUCAUAAAUGGAGCAAGGUGGUACAGCUUUGCAGGUGGUAUGCAGGACUUCAACUACCUCCACACUAACUGUUUUGAGGUGACGGUGGAGUUGGGCUGUGAUAAGUUCCCAGCUGAGGAGGAGUUAUACACUGGCUGGAAGGACAACAAAGAGGCUCUGCUCACAUUCAUGGAGUCGGUCCACCGUGGAAUAAAGGGAAUAGUAAAGGAUGCGGACGGGAAUGGAAUCAAAGGGGCAAGGAUAUCUGUCAGAGGAAUAAGGCAUGACAUCACCACAGCUGAAAACGGAGACUACUGGCGCUUGCUAACCGCUGGCAUCCACAUCCUGACUGCGUCUGCACCAGGCUACACCAGAGCCAUGAAAAAGAUCCACCUCCCGGCACGCAUGCAGAAAGCAGGCCGGGUGGACUUUGUCCUGCAGAAGGCUGUGGUGGAGCCUGACAUGGAGGAGGACUAUAGAAUCCCAUCCAUGGGGACCUAUGAGGACUUCGACCCCUACAACCAGUUUGAGCGCUACACCAUUAGCGAGCAGAACCAGAACGGAGASGAGGGGCAGGAGAAACCGUGGUGGUGGAGCUACUUUAGCCACGCCCAUGGCUCCGCCCCCACCUGGCUUCUCAGAAACUAGCUCAUCCCCUAAAUAUACAUAGAAUCCUCUAUGGCUCCCACUAUAGCCUCCUUUCUCAACUCUGGUCCCCGAUUACCAUCAAGGGUUGCACAUACCUCCUACAGGUCAAUACUAGCACACCUAAUUCAAUUAAUCAAGGGCUUGAUGAUUAGUUCAAUCACGUGUGCUUAUAUAAGGGUGGAACAAAAAUGUGCAACCCUGGGGGUACUCCAGGACACUGCCCUACAUGAUCAAAGACUGGUUACUAUUUAAGUUGAAUAUGAUUUACAUAAUGCUAUCAUACAAGUGUCACAUUUUAGUAUUACCAUUAUUAUCCAUUGCUGCAAACCUGUCGUAACUGAAGCAAAAUAUAAAAUAGCUAGUUGUUCAUGAUAGCAAUAUGUAAUCUUAAUAAGUCAUAGUUCAUGUAAAGUGUUUUCUCCAAAAGCUAGCCUCCAUUUUACAAACUUUUGUUAAACUGCUUCACUUUAUGACCAUAAUGCAACACAGGAAGGUUGAAAGGCUUCAACGAUUUGUCUCUCCACCCGCACAUAUUUGUACGUGUUUAUAAUAAAACAUUAUUAAAGAACAUUCAUUUGUUACUA